Molecule: messenger RNA, 906 nt
Organism: Didymosphaeria variabile
Lineage: Eukaryota; Fungi; Ascomycota; Dothideomycetes; Pleosporales; Didymosphaeriaceae
Exons: 1
Coding region: 1-906 (301 amino acids)
Source: RefSeq, a predicted model, not a curated record
AUGAGAGUCGUCGUCUUCGGAGCAUCCGGCGUGCAGGGCGCUCAUCAAGUCCCCGUGCUCGCCAAAGCAGGCCACGAUGUCGUCGCCGUGAGCCGCAAUCCGAAGCCUCUAGAAGUGGAUGGCAAAAACAUCGAGACUUUUGCGGCCGACUUCACAGACAAGGCUAAGAUCUCCAAAGCCAUUGAAGGAGCAGACGUAAUAUUCCUCACCCUGCCAUCAACUUCUUUCAACCAAUCUGGGCCCAUCCUGCAGGGUGCUAAAGAUAUUGGUGAAGCUGCAAAAGAACUUGGCGUAAAUCUCAUUGUGUUCAACACGAGUAUGCCUGUUCCGAAAAAGCCACAGGAUAUCAAAGCGCAGGACGACCGGCGAGAGAUGAAGCGACUGCUUCGCGAGACUGGAACGCCAGUCAUCAGUAUCGAGCCGGUGGUCUACAUCGACAAUCUGUUAGAAGGCUGGGCACUGCCUCCAAUUCGAGACCGUAACACCGUCGUGUACUGCCACAAGCCCGAUCUACAAGUCUCAUGGAUAUGCCACCACGAUGUCGCUCAGCUCAUGAUGGCGGCAAUGCACCGCCCGGAGCUCGCAGGCCGCGACUUCGCCGUUGGAGGACCCGAGACCGUCCGCCUCUACCAGCUCACAGAGAAGUUGUCGAGAGCUUGGGGCAGGAAGCUGGACUAUGAAUGUCAGACUGUGCCGGAUUUCUGCGAAAAGAUUGGCGCGACGAUGCAGGGACGUGGACUGGAGACGGAGAAAAUUAUCAGCCAGAUGUUCAAGGCGUAUACGUAUUAUAAUGAGGCGGAGGAUGAGCCGUUCAACAUUGACAUGGCGCUUGUGCUGAAAGAGCUUCCUGUACAGCUUACACCCAUCGAAGAAUGGGCAAAGAGAAGGAGUCCACCAGGCUGGUAG